This is a messenger RNA of Diplodia corticola, 1386 nucleotides long. Its product is annotated as geranylgeranyl pyrophosphate synthetase. Bases 1 to 1386 code for a protein of 461 amino acids. The record is from RefSeq and is a predicted model, not a curated record. The transcript has 2 exons. Lineage: Eukaryota; Fungi; Ascomycota; Dothideomycetes; Botryosphaeriales; Botryosphaeriaceae.
AUGGAGUACCGACGCGGAACGUGGCGUGGCCGAAACCGUGGUCGCGGCCGAGGUUCCUGGAGGAGUGACGGCUUCAGCAAGGCGGCGACAUGCCAACAGCCUCGAACGCCAUCCCCGCCGGUUGGAGAGGUCCUGAAAGAAGUGAGGAUGAAAGAUUUGGUUGCGUCACCAGCAAAGGAAAGCAACGUUCCAGUCAUCAGCAACUGCGAGUUCCUUGGCUCGUACAACUGGAUGGGUAGUAUCGAGAGGCCGGCAAUGCUUAUUCCAGGAGGGCCGCCGAGGUGGACGCCUCGUGAGGCUCCGACACAGCUGGUGGAGGAUUCUGGCGUGUUCUAUCGCGACGAGAAUGCCGUAAGACAGCCGGAGCAUCCCAUGGAACCAGCAGUACGCGCUUUCGCGGCACACAACAUGGCAGCUCGCGCUCAAGACGUGGAUAUCUUUGCAUGCGGUAGCACACUCGGGAACCUCGUUCGUUUCGUUCGCAAGGUCGACAGGCCUUUUCGGUUCACGGUCGAGGCGGUGGGAGACACGGUCUUCUUCGUCAGGAAGGAGAAGUCUCCCAGCGAAACAAUUGAGGGAGUGCGGGGCUACGGACAUAGUUUCCCAGAGGCGUACACGACGUGGGAUGAGAGUUGCGCAGGAUCAAAGUCGCACCAGCGUCUCAUCGGCUACGACUUUGCGGGACUGAAUUGCGUUGUGCGGUUUGAGGGCGACGGAUACCUCAAGCACCUCGACCCGGAUCCCAGGAGUGGAGCGGCCACGGUUGGCACGGCGCCGUCGACAACCAAGCUGGACAUGCGGUACGGAGGAUACAUGGUGAGUCAAGAUGCUGUCUUCGACCUGAAAACUCGGUCGGUCAAGAGGAUGGACCAUGACGUGCUGGGCGAAGAGAUUCCACGCCUCUGGGUGGCACAGAUAGCGAAUUUCGUACUGGCGUACCACAAUCGCGGCGUGUUUGAGGAGAUUCGCGUCCAGAACGUGCGCAGAGAUGUCGACAAGUGGGAGAGCGAGAACGAAGAGACUCUCGGUCAGCUUGCGAAGCUUAUCCGGGAAAUCGCAACCAUGGCGAAGAGCAGGACAGAUGGGCGGCUAGAGGUAUGCCGCAAAGCCGUGGAUGUGCUGGAGAUUCGAGAGCAAUGUGCAGGCACUCCAGGAGCGCUUCCCGAUGACUUGAAGGCAUGGUGGACUGAUGACCGAAACAAUCAUGAGGACGAGUCGAGCGACGACGACGACGACGACGACGACGACGUUGAAGAUCGAUACUUCUCAGCCAACUCGGACUUGGGUGACGGCGGAGUGCUGCUUGGUAGCGACGACGAAUCCGAGCCGGACUACACGGCGUGCUCAGCGGAGGACUGUGGCUACUGUGGACACUGUCGCUAUUGA